Molecule: messenger RNA, 285 nt
Organism: Parastagonospora nodorum SN15
Lineage: Eukaryota; Fungi; Ascomycota; Dothideomycetes; Pleosporales; Phaeosphaeriaceae
Exons: 2
Coding region: 1-285 (94 amino acids)
Source: RefSeq, a predicted model, not a curated record
AUGUUCGCCUCCAAUUUCGUGCACUGGGGCAUUCGUGCGAACGUGAUAGCACCUGGAGUUUAUCCCUCUGAGAUAUCCGCCGGUGUGGACAACCUUGACGACAAAAAUUCCAGCCGUCUUCCACCCAAGAUACCUGCUAGUGAGAUUCCGCUGGAGAGGUUUGGGGGGGAGCAAGACAUGGCUAGCGCCAUCUUGUACCUGGCUAGCAGUGGCGGAGGAUAUCUCAACGGCUGUACUAUUGUGACAGAUGGCGGUCGGCUGGGAGCUUUCCCAUCGGUGGCGUAG